AUGACAAGAGCAUCGAACAAUAAAAUAAAAAUUGGUGUACAUUGGAAAAAUUCUUUAUUAAUUGAUAUACCACCUUCGACCAGUCCUCGUCAUCCGAAACUUAUCGAACUUGAUCCAAACAUUCCAUUGAAUGAUUAUAUUUCAAAAAUAUGUGAUGAUUGGAAAAUUCUUUUAUCAAAUUCAAUUCAUUAUGCACUUCGAUAUGAUGAUACUCAUAAAUUUGUUACUGAACAAAUUUGUUAUCAAAUUCCUACUUGUCAAGUUUUUUAUCUUUCACUUUCACAUGAAGAUGAAAUUCAAGAUAUAUUAAAAUAUCUUUCAUCAAAUGAUUAUCAACGAUAUAAUUUAACUGUACUUGAACGAUUAAAAUUAGCUGGUGAAGAUGAAACAUUUGCACUUGAAUUUGUUCAACAAAAUGGUCUUCAAUAUUUGUUAAAAUUAUUUACUCAUGAUGGAAAAUUAAAUAAUUAUGAAAAUUUUACACCACAUUUACUUCGUUCACUUCAUAAUAUAAUGAUAAAUCAACAAGCUAUUCAUUGA
Molecule: messenger RNA, 540 nt
Organism: Rotaria sp. Silwood1
Lineage: Eukaryota; Metazoa; Rotifera; Eurotatoria; Philodinida; Philodinidae
Source: the annotation of a GenBank genome assembly